CCUCCAUCUCUCGUUCUCAUAACCUCGCCACAACGGCGAGCCACCACAAUUCUCCCCACCCGUCGACUCUUCACCAUGGUCAAGGACGCGCGUGCGCGCCUGUCCUCCCUGCGCCAGCUGAUGCGCGAGCGCAACAUCGGGGUCUAUGUUGUUCCCUCCGGAGAUGCCCAUUCGUCCGAAUACCUCGCGCCUUGCGAUGCCCGCCGCGCUUGGCUUACGGGCUUUACCGGCUCUGCGGGUCUCGCGGUAGUCACGCAGACUGAGGCACUGUGCUGGACCGACGGCCGCUACUUCCUCCAGGCUGGCAAGGAGCUCAGCAGCGACUGGACACUGAUGAAGGCCGGCCUGCCCGAGACGCCGACCUGGACCAACUGGCUCAAGGACCUGGGACCGACGACGCGCGUGGGUGUCGAUCCCACCGUCAUCUCUGAGAAGGAGGCGGCGCCACUUGCCACGGCUCUCGGCACAGACCCGACGCGCGCUCUCGUCCCUAUCAAGGACAACCUCGUCGAUGCUAUCUGGGACGAGCGCCCACCCCGACCUGCGAACCCCGCGUUCCGUCUGGGAGACGAGUAUGCUGGGCAGAGCGUCGGAGACAAGAUCCUGGCGCUGCGCGAGAAGCUCGCGGCGAUCGGUUCACCGGGCCUGGUCGUGAGCGCCCUCGAUGAGGUCGCGUGGCUCUUCAACCUCCGCGGAUCCGACAUUCCGUACAACCCCGUCUUCUUCAGCUACGCCAUCGUGACUCGUCAUGAUACGACCCUGUUCGCCAAUCCGGCCAGCAUUACGCCUGAGGUCAAGGCGUACCUGCAGAAGAACAACGUUGCGGUGCUUGACUACGAGAAGGUGUGGCAGGCACUCGACAGCUGGAAGGGCCAGCUGAGCGCUGAGCGUGCGCAGAAGGACGCGGCCGCGAAGGAGGCCGCUGCUGCGGCUGAGCGGGGUGAGGUCGCCAAGAUGCCUGCCAGCGAGCCCGCACCGCCCAAGAAGGAGGAGAAGAAGGACCCCAAGAUCGUCAAGACUGACAAGGUGCUGAUUGGGAACAGCGCGAGCUGGGCCAUCGCCGACGCGCUCGGCAAGGACAACUGCGAAGUGCGCCGUUCGCUCGUUGAGGACGCGAAGGCGCGCAAGAAUGCUACCGAGAUCGAGGGCUUCCGACGUGCGCAUAUUCGCGAUGGUGCUGCUCUGUGCCGAUACUUUGCGUGGCUGGAGGAGGUACUCGCAAAGGGAGAACAGUGGAGCGAAUUUGACGCGGCGACGCAGCUCGAGAACUUCCGCAAGGAGAACAAGCUGUUCAUGGGUCUCUCGUUUGAUACCAUCUCCUCCACGGGUCCGAAUGCGGCUGUGAUUCACUACUCGCCCUCAGAAACGGAGUCAGCGACGAUCGACCCCAAGCAGAUCUACCUUUGCGACUCGGGCGCACAAUACAUGGACGGCACGACGGACACGACGCGCACAGUGCACUUCGGCACGCCUUCUGCCGCCGAGAAGCGCGCCUUCACGCGCGUGCUGCAGGGCCACAUUGCACUCGACACGGCCGUGUUCCCCACCGGCACCACGGGUUACUUGCUGGACGCGCUCGCGCGCCGUCCGCUGUGGAUGGACGGCCUCGACUACCGGCACGGUACUGGACACGGCGUCGGGCAUUUCCUCAACGUCCACGAGGGCCCGCAGGGCGUGGGUCCGAGGCCGGCGUACAACGAAAUCGGGCUUGCGGAGGGCAUGGUCAUCUCCAACGAGCCGGGAUACUACGAAGACGGCGCGUUCGGGAUCCGCACCGAGAGCGUGGUGGCCAUCCGCCACGCCGCUACGCCCCACAACUUCGGCGACAAGGGAUAUCUGGAAUUUGAGAACUUCACGACCGUCCCGAUCCAGACUAGCCUCAUCCAGCUCGACCUCCUGAGCCCUGCUGAGCGCGAAUGGCUCAACGCGUACCACGCUGAUGUGCUCGCCAAGGUCCGCCCGGAGCUUGAGGGGCACGGCGACGAGCGCGCCAUUGCCUGGCUUAAGCGUCAGUGCGUCCCCGUUUAGAAUAAGGUGGCUGUAGAUGGCAAUGUAUAACGUGACAUGAAGGAGACUGAGAGAUGAG
Molecule: messenger RNA, 2086 nt
Organism: Cutaneotrichosporon oleaginosum
Lineage: Eukaryota; Fungi; Basidiomycota; Tremellomycetes; Trichosporonales; Trichosporonaceae
Molecular function (GO): metalloaminopeptidase activity
Source: RefSeq, a predicted model, not a curated record